AUGCCUCAUUCCAUAUCACAUGGCUCUGUGCAGAAUGACGACGACAUGCCGGACGCCCCUGCUAUCGAGACCUCGACUGAAACCAAUGUCAGACUCGAGGAUAUGUUCAACGACGAUGAUGACGAUGACGAGGAAUUCCCGGCUUCGGGAGAUGUGAAGAUGGAAUCUCCAGCCGCGAACGAACAGCCUCCAGCACCCACACCCUCUGGUGUGGACUCGGAUGUCAUGCUCGCCUUCUAUCAACGACUUUUCCCCUUUCGAUACCUUUUUCAAUGGCUCAAUCAUGGAAUUGUACCAACGAAAGACUUCGGCAACCGAGAAUUUGCCCUGACGCUGCAAAAUGACGCCUAUCUCCGAUACCAAUCAUAUCCAACUGCUGACCUGUUUCGGAAAGACAUACUUAAGAUGAAUCCUUCUCGUUUCGAAAUCGGACCUGUCUAUAGCACCAACCCACGCGAUCGCAAAACGCUACGAGGCGGCCAAAUGAAGCCAGUCUCCAAGGAAUUGGUUUUCGAUAUUGAUUUGACUGAUUAUGAUGACAUCCGUACAUGUUGUGUGAAAGCGAAUAUCUGCGCGAAGUGCUGGUCAUUUGUGACAAUGUCAAUCAAGGUCAUUGACACCGCACUACGGGAGGACUUUGGGUUUGAACACAUCCUCUGGGUUUAUUCGGGUCGUCGUGGUGCUCACGCCUGGGUGUGUGAUCCCCGUGCGCGCAAUCUACCGGAUGAUCGGCGCCGAGCCAUUGCUGGUUAUCUUGAGAUGAUCCGCGGGGGGUCACAAAGUGGAAAGAAAGUCAACAUCAAACGGCCACUACACCCUCAUAUUGUACGCAGUCUUGAGUUGCUCAAGCACGACUUUGCCCGGACCACACUUGGUGACCAAGACACCUUUGAAUCCGCCGAGCAGGCAGAACGCCUUCUGUCCUUAUUGCCUGACAAGACAUUGAACGAAUCCCUGAGGAGGAAAUGGGAGUCCUCUCCAGAUCGUGCCAGCACCAGCAAAUGGGCCGAUAUCGAUUCACUCGCAAAGACUGGUAAGAGCAGCACGCUCAACCCAGCGACGCUCCGAGAUGCGAAGCAAGAUAUUGUUUUGGAAUAUACCUACCCACGCCUGGAUGCCGAGGUCAGCAAGAAGAUGAUUCAUUUGCUCAAGAGUCCCUUCGUUAUUCACCCGGGCACUGGUCGUAUUUGUGUUCCCAUCGAUCCUCGCAAUGCCGAAAACUUCGAUCCUCUCUCCGUCCCGACGGUAAUGACUCUACUCGCCGAGAUUGAUGAAUAUGACGCAAAACACCCUGCCGGCUCAGCGGAGGCUGAUAUCCCUGAUGUGGAAGGCAGUGCGAUGAAUGGCUCCGACAUGAAGGGUGGUCGUAAGGUGCAGGACUAUGAAAAGACCAGCCUGAAACCUUACAUCGAUUUCUUCCGUUCAUUCAUCGCAGGCCUCAUCAAGGAAGAGCGUGCUGGCAAGCGUGAACGCGAUGAUAGUGGCCCUGCUGUCAAGGCCGAUCCUAUGGAAUUUUAA
Penicillium expansum is the source of this 1518-nucleotide messenger RNA. Its product is annotated as DNA primase subunit PRI1. Gene Ontology annotation, cellular component: alpha DNA polymerase:primase complex. The record is from RefSeq and is a predicted model, not a curated record. The coding region runs from base 1 to 1518 and encodes 505 amino acids. Lineage: Eukaryota; Fungi; Ascomycota; Eurotiomycetes; Eurotiales; Aspergillaceae. Gene Ontology annotation, biological process: DNA replication, synthesis of primer. The transcript is spliced from 3 exons.